This is a messenger RNA of Rhopilema esculentum, 8415 nucleotides long. RefSeq names its product protein Aster-C. NCBI's taxonomy places the organism in Eukaryota, Metazoa, Cnidaria, Scyphozoa, Rhizostomeae, Rhizostomatidae. The record is from RefSeq and is a predicted model, not a curated record. Gene Ontology annotation, cellular component: plasma membrane; endoplasmic reticulum-plasma membrane contact site; endoplasmic reticulum membrane. Gene Ontology annotation, biological process: intracellular sterol transport. Gene Ontology annotation, molecular function: sterol transfer activity; sterol binding.
UAUCCAAUUCGUGGCGAUUUUUCCACAUUGGUAUUUUUAUUUACUUUCUUAAGUGCAGGAAAAUGAAUUUUAUGCUCUUUUGUUUAUGAAAAUUUCAAAUUUAACGAAAAGGAGAGGGAGUUGUCUGAAGCAAGCUCAAUGUGUUAGAUGGGCCUACGUGCCUGGCGGUUGUCCAUUCAUCGCACUUCCCUCUCUGUGCAAACCAGUUUAAUUUCAUUUAAAUUUCACAUAGGGCUAAAAUAGAAGAUAAAGAUGAUAGAAAACAAAAACCAAAAAACAUGCUCAACAUAUCAGAAUUCAAAAGUAAUUUGUUUCCCUGGCAAAGAAAAUGUAUGUACCACAGGGUACUCAACUGAUAAUUUUUUCCAAGUUGUCUCUCAGUCUCUGACAGUCGAAGACGGAAAUAGUGGAUGGGGCUUAGAGAAGGGCAACAAGCGAAUCAUUACUUGCCAAAAUAUUAGUGAGCUAGACUUUUAUAGUUAAUGUAGUUCUUUGAAACUGAGUUUCCAAAUGUUCUCGCAAAGGGAUUAGUAUAGUGGAAUGAUGGUGAAACUAUUGUGCACUAUGAGCAAAAGGCAUUAAAAUUGGUACAAAUACGGACUAACAUGUGCAGUUUCAAAUAAGAAGGAGAGUCAAAUAUUUCACAUUCUCCAAAUCUCUUUUUUACAGAAAAGAACUUCAAGCUACAAUUUCAUUGUAAUUUCACUAAAUUUUGUCUAAAUCUAGUUACCUAAAGACCAAGGCAUUUAACUUAAAGCAGCAUUACCAGAGCACAUAACCACAAAACAACUAUGACACCUUGUUCAAUACUGACAUGGUUUUAAUUAUAUAAAAUCAAAGCAACACAGUGAGUCUCUUUUUCAGUCACCAUUGCAUCUACAUAGCCCUGUGUAUUUUAACUCCACUCUGACACAUUUGCAUCUUCCCCUGCAUUCUUACUCAGGGUUGCAUCCACAUUUUAUCAGUACUCUUAUUGAUAUCGCAGCCUCGACAAGGUCAAGCCAGUGAGGCAAGUAAAUUCCCGCUACCCUUUUCCAUCCCCAAUCCACUGGUGUAGGGUGACUUUCUCAAUUGGGUAUUCUCUUUUAUGAAAGGGCGGGGCUGGGUGAAACUAGGCAGAAUAGAUAGAUUCAAGAGUUGUGUGGUGUCAAUGGGUUUGAAGCAAAUCUAAUACGACAUCAUCCAUCACAGAUUAACACUAAGGCAGGGUCUUGAUUGAGUUAAGGAAAAAGCGACCAGUUCUGGGGCUAUUGAAUAAAUUGACUCAAUCAUAGCUCAUACGAAUAAGAACUUAGGGUACUUUGAUAUCCUUUCAGCCGGUAAAAACAAUAAAGAAAGUGUUCACUUAAUGUCACAAUAACUUUUGCUGAAUUCCUUACUUUAUAUCCUGAAGUAAAGAGGAAGUAACUGGAAACAACUACACAUGAAACUUUAAUGCAAAAUGCUGACAGAGAAUGUUGAAAAUAUUCACAUAGUGCUUUACAUGAAGCUAUGAAUAUUUUGUGGGAUGAAUUCCAAGCCUUUUUUCCAAAGGCAGCAUAGAAGAAAGUGAGCACAGAGCUGCACGUAAUGGUGUUUGAAUAGUGCAGAAAAAUAGGCCAAUAUACUUGAAUACACUAGGCAACUUGAAAGGGAAUUCUUAAGCCUAUUUAAAUUUACUACAUAAUAAAAUACAAUUUGCAAACCUCCCUUACAUACAAACGAUUGUAAAAUUGGCCUACCUACGCGAGAGCACACAGCUAAACCAUCCCAAGCUACUGAAGGUAGGUUUGCACUGUUCUCAUGGCUGAAUAAGGUUUCAAAGGCUGACUCUCUUGUUUGUGUUGCUUUGAAAAUCUGAAAAAAGGUUCAGACAUCAUUCUUCAAAGACUUCCUCUCGAUGUCUGAUCUGGAAGGCUACUUGCCACUUUACAUUGUGCUAAAUUAGGGAAACUUGUUCUUUUUAAAAUGAUCCUCUAUUUCUUUUGAUGGUCUCUUUAACAAAUUCUUCAUAUGCUUUUUUGCUGAACUCUUUAUUGAUGCCAACAGUUUCUAUAGCUACAUCAUCCAUAACAUAUCUGGUGUUGUUCUGCACUAAGCUAUCUCCAUGAAUCACUGAAUGGUUUGUUGUUGACAUGGUUCAAGAAAUACUUUUGAAAGACAGGGGUUUUCUUAUGAUGAUGAAAGUUUAUUGGUUCUUAUUUUCUCAGACAACUCAAACCCAGCAACAGCAUGGACCAUUUCAGGUCUGCAUACCAUCCAACAGUGCAGAUUUACUCAUCUUCUGUUAAACCUAAAACCUCUCCAUCACCUUUGAUGUCUUAGUUGUACUCCUCCUGACUUUGAUCUAGUCCCAUGCUCGUGAAUGGCUUUUUAGUUCUUGAAUCUACAAAGCAGCUGAUCUCAUUGAAUGCUUGAUACACAUUGGUUUGUUCCUUGAUAAGGUCACUGUAUUUUUUGGAUUUUUGCAUACUGUUCUCAUCAUCUUCAAAUAUGAAGACAAUAUCUGAUUAAGAGGCAGAUCUGUAUAAAUUGAGCUGUUUUAGUGCUGAAAGUGUUUAAUAAUAAUUACAACUGUCAUCGUUAUCAAUUUGUUCAUAUAAAUUCCACUUUGACAUAUAAAUCCCACCGAAAUCAUUCAAAUGGAUAUUCCUCUUUCAUAUCGCCUCUGAGCCUGAGAUGUUAAUGAAUAAUAGGAUUUUUCUUAGACCGCUGCAUGCUAUUAAUGUAGUAAUUUCACAAAGGAUCCUAAAUGCUAAGUUUGUCAUUAAGAUUUUUGUGGAGAUUAUUAAACAAAAGCAGUCCUGUUAGAGAACAGAUGAAAAUUUUCCUUAGUUGUAGACAUAAUUCUUAUCCAAGAAAAUUAUGAAUAUCCUUCGUUUUCAAUAGAAAAUACUCGUUGGCUCUUUUGAUGUGGUGCAAUAGUGCCCCCAUAAUUCUAUCCUUCCUACUGUACUGAGAUUUUGUUUUGCCGAACUGUAAAUGUAUUCUGAGGGCUCUAGUUGGGGAGAUGAAUGAGAUAAAUUCUUAAAAGGAAUGAGGCAUCUCUCCAUCCUGGAGUCAGAACCCAUGUGUAAUAGUGACUCUGUUCCAUGUGCAUGCUCUUUGACUCCAGGAUGGAGGGCCUACUCACUCAAUGAAACAUUCUCUCUUGUCCAGCUCCCCAACGAGCUCAUGUCCUGACAUUAAGGGUGCAUAGAUGCCAGAAAAUCCAUGAACUGUAUAAACAAAGCUUCAUCUUGCUUAUUUACUAGAAAAGUGAGCUUGCCUGCCUGCUUGCUAUAACUUUUUUCUAUUGCUCAGGGACCAUCUAGAUUAUCCUAUGAUCUGACCUUCUAGAUAGAUCCUGUGUGUUAUACGUCAAUUUAUAUUUAGGUAACUUGAUACCUUUAAUUUGUUUAGAAACCAUAAUUGACAACACACAUACACGAUUAUAAUUUGUUCUCAGAAUUUUUGCUGCCCUCUGGCAACUCUUACUGGGGAGGUUGCUGUUAAAUAUAACUUGAUUUUUAUAUAGUUUAAAUGGUACAUUUUUCAUACCCAACGCAUAUGUGCUGUUGGAUAAAGUUGUGCAAAUGCUGUAAGAGAACUUGUUUUUGGUUGUGUUUUUACUCAGUUACCAAUAGCUCAAAGGUACUUUAAGGUUGCAGCUUGUUGUUACAUUUGUUGCAAGUUACUUUAAUAUGUCUCAAUACAUUUCCAUACCCUGUUUUAGUGGAGACUGGUGUUUUUUCUUUCCUUUUAGUUUUUAAAACAGUUAAUUCACGGAGUCCCUCAUAUCUUGUUCGAUUUUCAAGAAACAUCAAUGUCAAUUAAAAUCCUCUUUUUAUGUGGAUCAUCUGUCAGUCUUUGCGCCAAGCUUUCUCGCUUUAAAAUAUACGAGUUUGCUCUCCAUUAUAUAUUAUCUUUCUUCAUCGUUUUUCAAGAUACAUCAAUGCCACUACAAAAUCAUCUUCCUUGCUUUUUAUUGUGCAUUGUCUGCCAGUCUUUGCGCAAAACUUUCUCGUUUUAAAAUAUGCGAGUUCUUUCGCAUUUUGUAUUCUCUCUUUUACAUAAAAUAUCUUCUUGUAAUAUCUUCUUGUUUUUAAAGAAUCCAUCCUCUAGAUAUUAUUUUACGUUUGUUAUAACUACAGACAUGUUUCCUGUCUGUAGUUAUAUCAUUCUAUAACAGUGUCCGCCUUUAGCCUUGUUGGAUUCUUUUAUGUUAAUCGUUCUCGUUUGCUAGCUAUUCGGCUGUUGUGAAAUACACCUUGAUUAUUACGUCAACGCAUCUUACUAAAAUUAUUUGACAACUUUUGUUUGUUUCAUAUCGAAAAAGAAUAUUAUACAAUACUGCAACAGUUUUUUCAUUCUAUCAAUAGCAUCAGAUCCAGUGUUUCUUUUAUGCUGUAAAACGUCAACCUUCGUUUCACGAGCUACAAUUUCCUGUUUCUAGCAUUAUUUUUGAAAUAUUUUUAGACGUAUAAUGCCUAUAGUUAGUCUAUUUAAACAUCUGUUGCAUGCUUUCGCUGAUCUUUGUCUACCUCAAACUCUGUUUGAUUCUCCUAAGUAGUAACUGUCAUUUUUCCCAAAAAGUCAACAUUUGUAUUUGCAUUCAAUCAUUUUCAACGCAUUUGAAAGAUCACGUCUGCUUCUUUGCGGCGCUUAUAUUUUGAAGCCACAGUCAAAACAGUUUGUUCGUAUCAUAGAUGUAUUACCCUUUUGUCCUGAGUUCUUGUUGCAUAACUUUCCAUAGUAAGAGGAUAUUUUAUUACUUAAAUUAUGAAUUAAGUUGUCAUUAUUCUGGUGAAUGUUAGUAGGUGAACAUUCUAUUUCCCUGUUUAAUUAUAAAUGAUGAUUCUGCGUCUUCCUAUAGCCAGCUCUUUCAAACUCGUUUGUCAAAAACAAUCGAUCUGCAAAUGUUUAUAUUCAUUUUAAAUCCUGUUUUUUGCCACUGUAGGCCUCCUUUGUCACCAGUUAAUUGGCAGGCUGACAUUGCCGCAGUAUGCAAUGGGCCAUCUUCAUUAUUUAGACAUGACAGGUGUUCGGCUUUCAACUAGAAUUGUGAUUGUUUAGUAUAAAGAAGCCAAUCGCUCUUCGUGAUCUCUUUGUCAAUCCUCGCUUGGGACAGACAGUUUUUCUUGUUUUGCUUCAUUGACGCAUUAUUUAUAUCAUGUACCGGAUUGAUUUUGUCAGUACAUUGUUACGGGAAGCUUGAUAGAUUGUAUGAAUUUAUCGUAAAGGAGGCUUAGUGUUAGCCCUAUCGCUUUUUCUCUACUUUGUUGCAUCAUGUUGAGAUCUUGGAAGGAAGUAUUGUGAAAUAGGAGCUACACGUGACCGUCAGCAAGAGGAAAACAGCUUCGAAGGAAUUAAUCUGCUUUUGCUGUUGACCGGGUGUUGAUGUUAAUGCAUGCUGGUUUAUCGUCUGGUAUCCGUAAUUUUUGUUUUUGAGAAGCAGCUGCGGCAAGGACAGCGAAUAACUGGCGAGAUUCGAAUUGACACUACUGAUAUGAAAGGACGGGGCGUGUAAACAUCAGAAAAGUCUUUGCAGACCGUGCGUGUUGUUCAAAUGUUUAUGUGGAUGAUUUAAGAGCAGGUCGACUUUGAUUGCUUUCAUGGAAAACAGCGCAAAUUCUCUGCCAUUCAACAUGGAAGGCAAUCGCGCUUCAAACGAAAAUGAAGCCGAUGCCAAACAAGGUAUAUUUGAUUCAACUCAGAGCGAGACGGUGGUCGAUUUUGCUGACGAUGAACCGGUCAGUGCUCCAACCGCAGCUUCGUUAAGCAGUCUGCACAUCCGCUUUGACUCCUUGCUUUCAGAUGCGAAUACCAAAGCGACCGAUGCAGCUGCUAACAUUAAGUCUAAACUUCGAAGUCUGAGCCCUGCAAAACGAAGAUCGGAUUCAGAUGCCAAGGACAAAAGGAAAGGUCACAGAGGCAAGCGAAUAUCACAGAUUAUGUCUGGAGCGUCCUUCAAAUCAAAAUGUGCUCUUUUCAAGAGAAUUUUCAAGGAUCUUCCACUGGAGGAGAUGCUGAUCGUUGAUUAUUCUUGUGCACUUCAAAGAGACAUCCUUGUUCAUGGGCGUGUCUACCUUUCUCAAAAUUGGAUGUGCUUCUAUGCAAAUAUUUUCGGAUGGGAGACCCUCGAAACAAUUAACUGGCAUGAAAUAACUGCAAUUACAAAAGAGAAGACUGCAAGAGUAAUACCCAACGCCAUAAGAAUAAGCACAAGUAGGGACAGGUAUUUCUUCACAUCUUUUGUCUCAAGAGAUAAUUCGUACACUGCCUUGUUCCGAGUUUGGCAAAAUGCACUGUUAGGCCAGGCUGUGGGUCCACUUGAACUACGAAAACUGUGUAGGAGAUUUCGAAAAAGGACUUCAGAUGAUGUAGACGGGGUAGUAGAUGAUAAAGACGAAACUGGGGAUGAAGUCACCGAAAAUGAUAACGAUAAUCCAUCGAUUUCACCCAGUGAUGUUUCCCAAGAUUAUCAAGGAGACCAGGGACAAAAGACAAAGAUUUCGGUUAUUCCACCUACGCCCCCUGUCGGUGUGCAUGAAGAUGACUUAUGGACAGGCGAUUUGGAAACAUCGGACGUCAAUAAAAGCGGCCUACCAGACCCAAAAGAAGACAAUGAUGGCGAGGUCAGUGACGUGUCUUCAAGAUCACCAUCUCCGAUCCUUAGGAGAGCUGAGAACCUUUUAGCGUUUGCGAAGCAAAGAAAAAAGCAAAGGAAAAAAUUAAAGAAAACCUUUUCUCUAUUGCCUGCACCAGAAACGUCGGGACUUGAAGGAUCAGAGAACGAAAAUACUUCUGAAGAUAACGCUGAAACUGAUGACGCUGGCGGUGAAGUGUUUUGCCCUUGCGUGGGAGCCCAUCCAGGAGUAGAGUACUGUGUAGAGGAAUUCGAUUUUGACGUUGAUGCUUUGUUUGAGCAUUGUUUCUCGAGUGAUUCUGACGUCAUGAAACAGAUCCAUGAAAGCAGGAAAAUGCUGAAUGUUCGAUAUCAUGAUUUUACCAAAAACGAAGACGGUAGCUCGGAAAGAUUAUUGACCUACACUUUGACUUUAAACUAUACUAUAGGACCAAAACAUUCGGAGACAAGUGUGAAACAGAUAUUUCAUAAGAACAACACCCCCGGAUCAUUCUAUGUUGUAGAAACAGAGGUAUACAACAAAGGAAUUCCAUAUGCAGAUAGCUUUCACAUCUUUUCACUGUAUUGCCUGACUAGGUUACCAGGAAAUCGUUGCAAAAUGAGGAUUCAUUCAGAAGUCAGAUAUACAAAGUCAAUGAUGGGAAUCGCAAAAAGCAUGAUACAAAGGAACGCCGAUCAGGCAUUCAACGACUAUUUCAAAAAUUUGGCUUUGGUGUUGAGACAGAAGUCCCAGGCCAAACCAAGCGAGCUAAAAAAGAAGAGAAAACGACAGGCCACUGGGAAAGCUACAAGAGAAGAAACAUUUUAUGGCAAAAGUGAAGUUGGAAAGGCAACACCUACUAAAAAAAUUGAAUAUGAUGGAGACCAAGAUGUGCAAACAACUUUCAAGGCUGCCAAUGUUUCAGUAUCUUCAAAUUCACCCCUACCUGGUGGACAAUCUCCAAGAAUAAUAGUUGGUGUUUCAACUUUGCUUAUUCUGCUGUUGCUUGUAAAUAGUUACCUUCUUCAUCGUGUUUACCAAUUGGAAAAAUUUGCAGCAUAUGAACGGAAGCAUAACUGUGUUCCCAAAAAUCUACCAGUAACUGAUGAAAAUUGGUACAAACUCCUGCAGACACAAAGGCAUGCACAUGAACUAGAGGUGAAAAGGUUAAAAGAUGUCAUAGGUGGAACAGUGGUCCUAAUAAAACAGGUAGAAACAUCAAUGAAAGAUCUAUAUGAAGAGCUAGACAGAAAUUUUCAGGAAGAGCUUAAGCCAAACUCAACCUAGAAUUAGAAUAAUUUUUAAAUUCCAUUAGAUUAGAUUUUAAUUGUAUUGAAAAGAGUUAGAGACCAAUUAAUCUCGUUUAAAUGGCCUAUCCCAUUCCUAUCACCCACCUUUAGAAAUACUUCCAAUAUUUAUUACACUUUAUUGUGUGUAUCCAAUCCCCUCUAUGCUUCUGAAAGAAUGAAUUUUCUAGAUUUUGUUAGCUGGUCUACCAAAAUCAAAACGCUAAAUUCCGACAACAUUGAAGCUCUAAGAACCCCACCCUUUUAUUUUUUCAAAUUUGUAUAAAGGUCUAUGUGAUUUUAGAAUGUUACAAAAAUAAGCUAUUUAUAAGAGUAAAAAGGUUUUAAUAUUAGAUACCUUCUAUUGUUUGCUGCAAUUGAUUUUGUUUUUAGAAUACAGACAUGAAUUUCUUUGUAAAAUAGUGCAAAAGAAUAAAAAUUUCAUUCUCAUUCUUACAACACCAUAUCAUAAAUAUUGAGAUUACUUAACAACUUGGAGAUUCUAAAAUCUAUUUGAAUCACUGAAAACUACAAGAAAAAGA